CCGAGCGAGCUCCGCAGGAGACACAGGCGCUGGCUGCCCCGUCCGCUCUCCGCCUCCGCCGCGCCCUCCUCGCCCGGGAUGGGCCCCCCCACCGCCGCCGGAUCCCUCGCCUCCCGGCCGCCGCCGUUGCGCUCGCCGCGCUCGCACUGAAGCCUGGGCCCUCGCGCGCCGCCGUUCGCUCCGCAGCCUCGCCUCCUGCCCACCCGGGCGGCCGUAGGGCGGUCACGAUGCUGCCGCCCGCACCCUCCCGCCUCGGGCUGCUGCUGCUGCUGCUCCUGUGCCCGGCGCACGUCGGCGGACUGUGGUGGGCUGUGGGCAGCCCCUUGGUUAUGGACCCUACCAGCAUCUGCAGGAAGGCACGGCGGCUAGCCGGGCGGCAGGCCGAGUUGUGCCAGGCUGAGCCGGAAGUGGUGGCAGAGCUAGCCCGGGGCGCCCGACUUGGGGUGCGAGAGUGCCAGUUCCAGUUCCGCUUCCGCCGCUGGAACUGCUCCAGCCACAGCAAGGCCUUUGGACGCAUCCUGCAACAGGACAUUCGGGAGACGGCCUUCGUGUUCGCCAUCACCGCGGCAGGCGCCAGCCACGCCGUCACGCAGGCCUGUUCUAUGGGCGAGCUGCUGCAGUGCGGCUGCCAGGCGCCCCGCGGGCGGGCGCCUCCCCGGCCCUCCGGCCUGCCCGGCACCCCCGGACCCCCUAGCCCCGCGGGCUCUCCGGAAGGCAGCGCCGCCUGGGAGUGGGGAGGCUGCGGCGACGACGUGGACUUCGGGGACGAGAAGUCGAGGCUCUUUAUGGACGCGCGGCACAAGCGGGGACGCGGAGACAUCCGCGCGUUGGUGCAACUGCACAACAACGAGGCGGGCCGGCUGGCCGUGCGGAGCCACACGCGCACCGAGUGCAAAUGCCACGGGCUGUCGGGCUCAUGCGCGCUGCGCACCUGCUGGCAGAAGCUGCCUCCGUUUCGCGAGGUGGGCGCGCGGCUGCUGGAGCGCUUCCACGGCGCCUCACGCGUCAUGGGCACCAACGACGGCAAGGCCCUGCUGCCCGCCGUCCGCACGCUCAAGCCGCCGGGCCGAGCGGACCUCCUCUACGCCGCCGAUUCGCCCGACUUCUGCGCCCCCAACCGACGCACCGGCUCCCCUGGCACGCGCGGUCGCGCCUGCAAUAGCAGCGCCCCGGACCUCAGCGGCUGCGACCUGCUGUGCUGCGGCCGCGGGCACCGCCAGGAGAGCGUGCAGCUCGAAGAGAACUGCCUGUGCCGCUUCCACUGGUGCUGCGUAGUACAGUGCCACCGCUGCCGUGUGCGCAAGGAGCUCAGCCUCUGCCUCUGACCCGCCGCCCGGCCGCUAGACUGACUUCGCGCAGCGCUGGCUCGCACCUGCGGGACCUCGGGGCACCGGCACCGGGCGCCGCUCGCCGCUCGCCGCUCGCGCCCAUCUUCUCUCUGCCAAAGCCUAACUCCCAGGCCUCUGGAAAUGGUGAGGCGAGGGGCUUGAGAGGAACGCCCACCCACGAAGGCACAGGGCGCCGGACGGCCCCGAAAAGGCGCUCGGGGAGCGUUUAAAGGACACUGUACAGGCCCUCCCUCCCCUUGGCCUCUAGGAGGAAACCAAAAAGCCAGUCUAAAGGCCUCUGGACACUGGGCUCCCCAGAACUGCUGGCCACGGGAUGGUGGGUGAGGUUAGUAUCAAUAAAGAUAUUUAAACCAC
Molecule: messenger RNA, 1703 nt
Organism: Nomascus leucogenys (northern white-cheeked gibbon)
Lineage: Eukaryota; Metazoa; Chordata; Mammalia; Primates; Hylobatidae
Source: RefSeq, a predicted model, not a curated record